AUGCACCCACCCUAGCCUCCGUCUAGAUCUAGAUCUAGAUUCUAGAUUCUAGAUUUAGAUCUAGAGAGUCUAGAUCUAUAAACUAAUUAAAUUACUCUAUCAAAGUUUUGACUGACUUGACAUCCAGGCACAGUCUAGGCUACUUCUUCCAGAAUAUUUAGUGAUAAUGAGUGGAAUUCUCUCUUGGUUUCGAAAAGAAAACAAAGGUGUUGGUGAAACAGAAAAUCCAAAGAGUGAAUCUGACACUGAUAAUGUGUCACAUAAAGGAAAAACAGAGCAAGUGCAAGCACCAACAUCAACAGAUUCCCUGCAAGAUAGAGUGGGAGUAGAUCUUGUUGUUGAUUCACAUGUUGCAGAAUACUUCAAAGAUUUCCCAGAGCCUUACAGAGAGAAGGCAAUCCAACGAUUUAGCAAGCGAGAAGGACUUUUCAGAUGGGAAAUAUUCAGGAGAGCGGCAAUGGAAAGAGAAAUGGAAUCUGCCAGGCGUGGUGUUUUCUUGGAGGACCGUCGAGAAUGGUUGCAGCAGAGAGAGGAACUGGAACAGAAGCAUGUAGAAAAACUUACCAUGGAAGCAAGUCAGGUGCGAGACGAAAAAGAUAUACCAGCUUGGGAAAAAUUUGUUCUUCAGUAUGUCCCUUUACAAGAUGAUGAGACGAUGGGAUGGAAGCUUAUUACAGUUGUUAAUUUCUCACUUCUUGGUGCCGCACUCAUGUGGCAAGGGUUCAAAUUUCGAAGAAGCAAUCCCCAUUUGGAGAGAUGGCGAAUCUACAUGCAGCUGUCUGGCUCUGCUGGCCUAUGCUGUUUAUGUCAAGUUGGAGCAGUCUACCGUCUCAUGGACUGGGGCAUCUUUGACAGAUCUAUUGACAAAAGAGAUGCUGUGACUAGAGUCUUUGAUGAUGCGAAAGAUGAUGCAGAAAAUUUGUUGAACCUGUUCAGAGGGAAAGGCUCAUGAUGAUUGUAAUCUGUUUCAUGUUUUGUGUGCAGUAUUUUAUUGUUAAUAAAUGGUUUUAAAAAGUAACAA
Aplysia californica (California sea hare) is the source of this 1021-nucleotide messenger RNA. RefSeq lists its product as uncharacterized. The record is from RefSeq and is a predicted model, not a curated record. Lineage: Eukaryota; Metazoa; Mollusca; Gastropoda; Aplysiida; Aplysiidae. The transcript is spliced from 6 exons. The coding region runs from base 167 to 952 and encodes 261 amino acids.